CGAAAAUUUAUAGUGUUGAACAGAAUAGCGCAACCAAUCAUAAUUCUGUAAUCAUUACUUUGCUUUCUGUUCUACAAUUGUGAUUGGCGGUCGCAUUGUUCACAUUGGUUGAAGAGUGUGGGGCAAGUGAUGUGGAGUGCUGGCAGGCAUACCAGCCAUCUCCUCCACGUGCAGUCAGCAUGUUGUAUGCAAAGAGAGUAGUAUAUUGUAUGAAGAGAAAGAUUCCGAAAUCUGAAGCACCGUCAUUUCUACCGGCGUUGAAUCAGAUUGAGUUCUUGAAAAUUCUCAACUUUCUUUAGAAUCAAGAUUAAUUGAUUCUCUCUUAAAAAUUAUUUAAACGAUUUUCAUAAUUGUGAACAACAGCUGCAACAGAAUAAGCGAACGAGAUGGAGGAUAAAUGGAAACUAGUCAAAGCAUUUCUUCAGGAUAAAGGUUUGGUAAAGCAGCACAUAGAUUCUUACAACUAUUUUAUUAAUGAAGAAAUAAAAAACAUUGUUAAGGCAAAUGAAAAGAUUCAAAGCGACGAAGAUCCACAUUUUUAUUUAAAGUAUUUAAAUAUACAAGUAGGUAGACCAAAACUUCAAGAUAGUUGUACCUUAAAUCGAGAUUAUGACACAACACCGCACGAGUGUCGUCUAAGAGAUUUAAAUUAUUCUGCUCCAAUUGAAGUAGAAAUUGAAUAUGUAAGAAAUAAUCCAGAUAAUAAGGAAGGAGGGGGAAAACAGCGGACAUGGAAAAAAGUAGUUAUUGGGAUGAUGCCUAUAAUGUUACGCAGUUCUAACUGUGUGUUAACUAAAAAAUCCGAGUCUCAGUUAGCCAAAUUAAACGAGUGUCCGCAUGAUCCUGGUGGUUAUUUUAUCAUAAAUGGGCAGGAAAAAGUUAUAUUAAUACAAGAACAAAUGGUUAGAAAUAGAAUUGUUUUAGAAGUAGACAACAAAGACUGCGUCGUUGCGGCCUGUAAUAGUUUUACUCACGACAAGAAGACCAAGACAAAUGUUGUUGGUAAAUCUGGAAAAUAUUAUCUGCGGCACAACAUGUUUCAAGACGAUAUAUUGAUUACUAUUAUUUUCAAAGCUAUGGGUAUAGUAAGCGACUUGGAAAUAAUGCAAAUGGUUGGAACGCAAGAUAAGUAUUUAGACAAGUUUGCAGCUAGUCUGGAGGAAUGCCAGAGAGAAGAUUUAAACAUCUUUUCACAAAACCAAGCAUUGAAAUACCUCAACAGCAAACGGAAACAGACGAGAUUUCACGUUCCCAAAUCUCGUGUUGCUGACGAGAUGAAGGAUGCGAUAGCGACAAACAUAUUGUCUCAUGUACCUGUUAUCGAUUUCAAUUUUAGGCCAAAAGCGCUGUAUCUCGCUCUGAUGAUCAGAAGAGUUAUAAACGCGCAGUCCGAUCGUAGUCUAAUCGAUGAUAAGGAUUAUUACGGUAAUAAACGUCUGGAACUGGCUGGUUCUCUUCUCGCUCUUAUGUUUGAGGAUCUGUUUAAAAGAUUUAAUUGGGAACUCAAACAGAUUGCCGAUAAGAAUAUUCCCAAAAUAAAAGCAGCAGCAUUUGAUAUAGCUAAGCAUAUGAGACAUGAUCUAAUUACCAAUGGACUAGCUUUUGCUAUAUCGUCGGGUAACUGGACGAUCAAGAGAUUUAGAAUGGAGAGGCAUGGCGUGACACAGGUGUUAUCACGACUGUCGUAUAUCUCAGCGCUUGGCAUGAUGACGCGAGUCCAUUCCCAGUUUGAGAAGACCAGGAAAGUCUCCGGUCCGCGAUCAUUGCAAGGUUCGCAAUGGGGCAUGUUGUGCCCAAACGACACGCCCGAAGGAGAAGCCUGCGGGUUGGUGAAGAAUUUAGCUUUGAUGGCUCACAUCACCACGGAAGUGCCGGAAAAACCGUUAAUAGAUUUGAUGCGUAAUCUCGGCGUUGAGGACAUUUACACUCUCGCUGGGGAGGAGCUAACUAAGGAAGGUGUAUACACGGUUUUUGUGAACGGUAUCAUGGCAGGGAUCGUGCAGAAUCAUAAGAGGCUGGUGAAACAAUUCAGAUUGUUACGCAGGGCAGGAUAUAUCAACAGUUUUGUAUCGAUAUACACACAACAUCGGCACAAGUGCAUUCAAGUUAGCUCUGAUGGUGGACGACUGUGCAGGCCAUGUAUCAUUGUUAAGCACGGAAAGUCUCUUGUUAAACCAAAACACAUAAAAGAUCUUGAACGAAAUAUUACAACGUUUGAAGAUUUUCUUUAUGAUGGAUUAAUCGAAUAUUUAGAUGUGAACGAGGAGAAUGAUAGUUUAAUUGCGUGUACGGAAUCUGAAAUCAAUGAAGACACAACACAUUUGGAAAUCGCCGAAUUUGCGAUAUUAGGAGUGUGUGCUGGAUUGAUACCAUAUCCGCAUCACAAUCAGAGCCCGAGAAACACUUAUCAGUGUGCCAUGGGUAAACAGGCCAUAGGAUCCAUAGGAGAAAAUCAACGUACCCGUAUUGAUACUGUGAUGUACAAUCUAGCAUAUUCGCAAAGGCCAAUAGUGAAAACUCGAGCGAUCGAGUUGAUUAAUUACGAUAAAUUGCCAGCCGGUGAAAAUGCGAUUGUCGCUGUGAUGUCGUACAGCGGGUACGAUAUCGAGGACGCAUUAAUCUUCAAUAAAGCCUCUAUUGAUAGAGGAUAUGGGAGAUGUCUCGUGUAUCGAAACGCGAAAUGUACACUGAAAAAAUAUGCCAAUCAAACGCAGGACAGAAUCAUGGGACCGUCGAUAGAUGCUAAUACUAAGAAACCUUUAUCAAAGCACGAGAUUCUUGACAGUGAUGGGAUUGCAGCACCUGGUGAAUUGGUGGAAAACAAGACUGUAAUGGUGAACAAGUCAGUGCCGGCACCCAGUGAGAACAUCGGCCCAGUGAGAUCAGGCAAUGUACAAACUCAAACGGAAUAUCGGAAUGCGGAAAUUCAAUACAAAGGCUUGGUCCCAGCAUACGUGGAAAAAGUUAUGAUAUCUAAGAAUGCAGAAGAUGCAUUUUUGGUAAAGCUAUUGUUGAGGCAAACAAGAAGACCAGAGAUUGGUGAUAAAUUCAGUAGUCGUCACGGACAGAAGGGCGUCAUAGGUUUGAUAGUGGAACAAGAAGAUAUGCCAUUUAACGAUUAUGGCAUGUGUCCCGACAUAAUUAUGAACCCGCAUGGCUUUCCUUCUAGAAUGACAGUUGGUAAACUAAUAGAGGUACUUGCGGGUAAAGCUGGCGUCGUGAAUGGAAAAUUCCAAGAUGCAACAGCAUUUGGUGGAGCCAAAGUGGAAGAUCUCUGCGAAGAGCUGGCAAAGAAUGGCUAUAAUUAUUUAGGUAAAGAUUUCUUCUAUAAUGGCAUGACUGGGAGACCACUAAUAGGCUACAUCUACUCUGGACCAGUUUAUUAUCAAAAAUUGAAACAUAUGGUGCAAGACAAAAUACACGCUCGUGCCAGGGGACCAAGGGUAGUCCUGACACGUCAACCGACGGAAGGACGUGCUAGGGAAGGUGGUCUGCGACUGGGUGAAAUGGAACGUGACUGUUUAAUUGGUUACGGAGCUAGCAUGUUAUUAAUAGAGAGACUUAUGAUAUCAAGCGAUGCUUUUAAGGUCGAUGUUUGUAAUAAAUGCGGUCUGAUAGGCUACAACAAUUGGUGCCAAAGGUGCCAAUCCAGCUCUUCCGUUUCUACAAUAACGAUGCCUUAUGCUUGUAAAUUAUUAUUCCAAGAGUUGCAGUCCAUGAACGUAGUACCGCGUUUGUCCUUGAAGGAAUAUUGUGAUUGAUUGUAAUAAAAAUAGAAUAUUGUAAUUUUUUAAAUAGAAAUAAAGAUCCAACAAUUUUGAAAGA
This is a messenger RNA of Solenopsis invicta (red fire ant), 3825 nucleotides long. RefSeq names its product DNA-directed RNA polymerase III subunit RPC2 (gene RpIII128). Lineage: Eukaryota; Metazoa; Arthropoda; Insecta; Hymenoptera; Formicidae. The transcript has 9 exons. Bases 387 to 3761 code for a protein of 1124 amino acids. Gene Ontology annotation, molecular function: DNA-directed RNA polymerase activity; ribonucleoside binding; DNA binding. Gene Ontology annotation, biological process: DNA-templated transcription. Gene Ontology annotation, cellular component: RNA polymerase III complex. The record is from RefSeq and is a predicted model, not a curated record.